AUGACCAUACGUUUUGCCGCAGCCACAAUCCAUACAACAGGGGAGGAUGUAGACGAUCAAUCAGUGUCAUCUGAAUCAGACUCAGAUUACGCCGAGGAAGACAACAACUUCGAAGAUUGGGUAUCAGAUCAAGCGCAGAAUCAGUCUUGCCGGUCACUCUUCGAGGACAAGGCCUUUCCUUCAGCUGCUGCUGCUCGUGCACACGAUAAGGAUGUCCAUAACUUUGAUUUGCGCACCAUAAGCGCGAAACUGGAAUUGGACCUUCAUCAGCGCAUACGAUUAAUCAAUUUCAUCAGAAAACAUGCGCCUAUACCAGAGGACAUCGGGAACCUAACAGGGGCGGAGACUUUCUUCUCUUCAGAUGAGUACCUGAUCCCACAAAUUGAAGAUGAUCCGCUACUUCAGCUAGAAAUGGAUGACUGGUCAGAUGAUGAAGACCUCUCCAGCACUGACCAACGCCCGGCACCACCCGCUGAUCUACCAAGCGCGCUUCGGCAGAUGCAGCUCCUUGAAAGGAAGCUCGCACAGGCUCAUCGGGACAUGGCAGAAUACCGCUCACUCGUCGGUCAACAGUUUGACGCGGAGCGUUUCGCAGAGAUUAUCAACGAACCGGGUCCUUCAUCAGGACCGUUGCCGCGAGAUGACGACACCCAUUAUUUCUCCAGUUACUGCGAAAAUGACAUCCACGCUGUUAUGAUCCAGGACAAAGUCCGCACUUCCACCUACGCGUCGUUCAUCCUCACCAACCCCAUCCUAUUCCGCGAUGCUGUCGUACUCGAUGUUGGAUGCGGCACCGGAAUACUCUCCCUCCUCGCCGCCAAGUCAGGGGCGAAGCACGUUUACGCAGUCGAUGCAAGCGACAUCGCCGAGAAGGCUGAACGGAUCGUUAAAGCAAACGGGCUAGAAGAUGUCAUCACCGUCAUUCGUGGAAAAGUUGAAGAGAUCUCCCUCCCGGAUGAUGUCGAGCACGUCGAUAUUAUCGUCUCCGAAUGGAUGGGCUACGCAUUGCUCUACGAAUCCAUGCUCGACUCUGUGCUUCAAGCACGCGACAGAUUCUUGAAACCAGAGGGAGGCGUGAUGGCCCCGAGCCAGUGCCGGAUCAUGUUCGGGCUCUGUGAAGGUAGCGAAAUCUUGAAGGAACGCAUAGGAUUCUGGAGUGAUGUUUACGGCUUCGAUUUGUCGGUCAUGGCAAACGAUGUUUAUGAAGAAGCCAUCGUCGACGUCGUCGGGCCCGAAGCAAUAGCGAGCGAACCUUACCUCCUCAAGGACCUCCACAUAAAAGACGUCACAACCCGCCAACUCGACUUCACUUCCCAAUUCACCCUCGUCUCAACUACCCCGAAACGCACCAAAAUCCACGCGUUUGUAUUGUACUUUGACACGUUCUUCACGACGACGGGCGAGCCUGUCGCUCCCGAAGUGCCCGUCAGGAUAACGAAGGAGGGUGAUGUGGCACUCGCUGAGGUAUGGCCUGUGGGUGGGAAAGCACCCCCGCAACGCCGUGCAAGCACGGGUCCCGGUCUCAAGCAAAAGGAGGAUAAGAGAGUGACGAGCUUCAGCACGGGGCCUCGUAGCCAGCCGACGCACUGGAAGCAAACAAUCUUCCUAUUAAGAGAUCCGAUCCAUGCAGAAGACGGCACCAUUGUGACGGGGUCGUUCUACUGCAAGAAAAGCGCUACCAACUCUCGCGAACUUGAUGUGGAAAUCCAUUAUUCUGUGAGACAGAAUUCUGAGACGACGGAAGUUGGAGAGACUGUCGUUCAGAUAUAUAAAGUGCGAUGA
Suillus subalutaceus is the source of this 1782-nucleotide messenger RNA. RefSeq names its product S-adenosyl-L-methionine-dependent methyltransferase. The record is from RefSeq and is a predicted model, not a curated record. Gene Ontology annotation, biological process: peptidyl-arginine methylation. Gene Ontology annotation, molecular function: protein-arginine N-methyltransferase activity. The transcript has 8 exons. Lineage: Eukaryota; Fungi; Basidiomycota; Agaricomycetes; Boletales; Suillaceae. Gene Ontology annotation, cellular component: nucleus. Bases 1 to 1782 code for a protein of 593 amino acids.